This is a messenger RNA of Lathyrus sativus (Indian pea), 1617 nucleotides long. The record is from the annotation of a GenBank genome assembly. NCBI's taxonomy places the organism in Eukaryota, Viridiplantae, Streptophyta, Magnoliopsida, Fabales, Fabaceae.
AUGACCUUUAUGAAACUUGGCGAGGUUAAUCGCGCUGUCAGUUCUACUGCAAUCAACAAUAGGAGUAGUCGCUCCCACAGUGUACUUACUGUCCAUAUUAAUGGCAAAGACACGUCUGGCAACUCUAUUCGCAGUUGCCUUCAUUUAGUAGAUCUUGCUGGAAGUGAAAGAGUGGACAAGUCCGAAGUCACAGGAGAUAGACUAAAGGAAGCACAAUAUAUUAACAAGUCUCUUUCUUGUUUGGGUGAUGUGAUCACAGCACUGGCUCAAAAGAAUUCUCACAUUCCUUACCGGAACAGCAAACUCACACUUCUUUUGCAGGAUUCCUUAGGCGGACAUGCUAAAACUUUGAUGUUUGCGCAUGUGAGUCCCGAAGCAGAUUCCUUUAGUGAAACAGUGAGUACUCUAAAAUUUGCUCAGAGGGUUUCUACCGUGGAGCUUGGGGCAGCCCGGAUAAAUAAAGAAAGCAGUGAGGUUAUGCAACUCAAAGCACAGGUUGAGAACCUUAAGACUCAGUUGGCCAACAAGGAAAAUUCAAAACCGAUGUUCAAUAGAACUAAGGAACCUCGGACUCCAUUAGAAAAAACUCCAUUGCGACCUCGAAGACUUAGUAUUGAAAAUUCUAGCAUGACAAAGACCGACAAACCUGUGAAAGCUGAGGAUAAAAGUGGAGCCAAGUCACCUUCUUACAUUCCCCGUUCAAGAAGACUAAGCUUGGAAGGUCCAAGAACUAUAAAAAAAGCUGCUGAUGUAAAUAAAACUCUACAGUUUGAGUCAAUGUCUCAACAGAAAUAUCAUCCACAACAAGAUCCAGAAGCAGCAGUGUCAAAGCUAAGUGGCCAAUUGAGCAAUGAGAAGUCCAUAUCAGAGUUGCAUGCUGAGGAUAAAAGUGGAGCCAAGUCGUCCUCUUCUUACAUUCCCCAUUCAAGAAGACUAAGCUUGGAAGGUCCAAGAACUAUAAAAAAAGCAUCCGUUGAAGUAAAUAAAACUUUACACUUUGAGCCAAUGUCUCAACAGAAAUAUCAUCCACAGCGAGAUCCAGAAGCAGUGUCAAAGCUAAAUGGCCAAUUGAGCAAUGAAAGUUCCACAUCAGCAUUGCAUGCUGAAGUUCCUCCAAGUUCUAGAAAAAUCUAUCCGAAGAGUUUGAUAGAAGUUGAUGAUGCAGUCCAAAUUCACCCUCCGAAACUACCUCAAACACCUGAAUCUACACUGCUAGAUAAAAAUGAUUCAAACAAAAUUGUGACAGGUGAUGUUGCUGAUUCCACAACAACAAAUGUGAUAGGUAGCACGAUCGGAAAAGGGUCACAGUUUAGAAGAUCCCUGAGAACAAUUGGGAAACUUAUUAGUGGCCCUGAUAAAAGAAGCCAACAUACUACGGUUGAAGUGAAGUCACCUAUCAAGGGAAGCAUUCAUGCAAGUCAGAUAAAGUCUCCAAUAGCAACUAGUGAGAGGACAAAAAGGAGGCAAUCUUUAACAGGAAUUCCAUCUGGGCCUAGCAAUAGCCGAAGAUCCUCUCUUGGAGCGAAGCCAGACCAUGUAGCAUAUGAGAAGGAGAGAAAUGCCAGAACGCCUCCUCCUGUUCGUUCAGAAAGCAAGACUGCAAAAAGGUGGCAAUAG